Messenger RNA from Heterotrigona itama, 1135 nucleotides. The record is from the annotation of a GenBank genome assembly. NCBI's taxonomy places the organism in Eukaryota, Metazoa, Arthropoda, Insecta, Hymenoptera, Apidae.
AUGGAUCAUCCGAGCGAUGAAGAACCAGAAUACAUAACUACGUGUAAAAAUCAGAAAUUUAAAAAAAUUCUUAGAUUACUGAAUUAUGUGGAUCGUAAUGUAAACCGCGAUGGGAAAUUUCGGGGAUUGAACAUCCUGGAAAUCAAAAUAAUUUCCGUAGAUUCUAACUGGAGAGGUAAAGGGAUUGCCAAAGAGCUUGUGGAAAAAUCACUGGAAAUUGGAAAGGAGAAAGGCUUUCACAUUACACGUGUUGAUUGUUCAUCCUUCUUUUCUGGGAAACUCUGCUUACGAUUGGGCUUUGAACAGAUAUAUGAACUCAAUUAUACAGAUUACGUAGAUGAGGAAGGUAAUCCUGUAUUUUCCCCCGCAUUUCCACAUGCAGCAAUUGCCACGUACAUUAAGAAAUUGUAAAAAGCGACACGAUAUGCAUAUAAAAUCGAGAGUACCUGUUUAAAAUCGUGGAUAAUUUUAAAAACGCACUCUUAUAUCUACAUUUCUUUUCUAACAUCCGAAUACAUUGUACAUUUCUUUUUUAAAUGUUUAUUUUACUUAUUUAUUACUUUUCUAUGUAUAAAUCAGUGUUACACGGAUUUAUUUAUAUUAUUAUAAUUAUUUCGUCGCUAUAGAAACGGAUUGUGCCAAAAUGCCAGCAAUAAUAAUGUAUAAUAUGCAUGUUGAUCAAUUUGAACUACAGACGAUUAUUGCAUUAAUAUAUAUAGAAGUUACAUGUUUAAUAUGUUUAUUGUUUAUUAUAUGUUUAUUGUUUGCUAUGUACAAUAUCAUUUAAUAUGCUUAUUGAAUAUAUUUAAGAUAAUAAAUUUGUUAUUAUUGCAAUGAAUUUAUACACAAAAAUAAAAGUAAUAUAAUCUAUUUUAUCUAAAAAAAUAAAUUUUAUAAUGUACAACCCAUUGCGUAUUGUGUAAAUUACAAAUGUAUAAUUAAAUAAAAGAAAAUUCCUAAAAAUUUUCUACAUCCAAGUAUAUAAUAUAUACAUCCAAGUAAAUACACUUUCUUUAUGUGUUAUUUAUCAUCUUUAAACUGUUCUGCCAUCAUUUUUUCAAAUAUUUUUAAUUUUUCUUUAAAUGUUUUAUUUUCAUACUUUUUUAGAUUAGUUUCACAUUCUACUAAAAUUUGA